AUGGAUGUGGUAAAAGUUGUUGAUGUUAAAAAAGUGGAUUUGGACCUUAUUUUAAAUAAAUUCGGGCUGGCCAAACGAUACCACAUUCAAAUGAUUAGUUUGAUAAUGUUGGCCAUGCUGUGUAACGGAAUGUAUACCAUGAAUUAUGUGUUUGCCGCAGAGGAAGUUUCUUACAGAUGCAAGGAGGAUUUAGAUAAUAAUUCACAUUGUAAUCCAUCUAACUCAUCUCACAAGUGUUCAGAAUGGGUGUAUGGCAAUCCUGAUAGUUUUUUCGCGUACUUUGAAUUAGCUUGUCAAGAAUGGAAACGAACACUUGUUGGAACGGUACACAGUGCUGGAUAUAUGUGUGGCUUGCUGCUGAUUGGACCCAUGUCCGAUAGGUUUGGAAGAAAACCUAUUGCAAUUAUUGCAGGUGUUCUCGGAGCAAUAUUUGGUAUCUUAAGGAGUUUCUCUGUAUGGUAUUGGUUUUAUAUAGCGCUGGAAUUUGUCGAAGGUGCAAUAGGAGAUAAUAUUUCGCCGAUGUGUAUUUUGACAUUAGAAUCAAUAUCUACAAGAAAAAAGCUAUAUCCAUUUAUGUUUGCCAAUUUGGGAUUCGUUGCAGGGGGGGUAACUUUGGCUAUGGUAGCUUGGCUAACGCCUAAUUGGAGAUGGUUCCUGCGAGUUAUUUACAUACCUGCUUUCUUAUUUCUCACUUACAAGUGUUAUCUUGAUGAAAGCCCACGAUGGCUCCUGACAAAAGGAAAGAAAGAUGACGCUAUAACCAUCCUCAAAAAUGCAGCAAAGAAGAAUAAAAUUGAAAUUGACAAAGAAUCGCUAGAAAAUUUAACAUGUGAAGUUAAUGAAAAAGUAUCCUUUGCAGAAUUGUUGAAACAAACGUUUAAGUCUAAAGAGUUGAGGAAACGAUUCUUUGUUUGUAUUAUUUGGUGGACAACCUCUACUUUUGUAAAUUAUGGUUUGAUGAUCAAUUCGGUGUCUUUGCAAGGAAACAAAUAUGUUAACUUCAUUUUGGCUGCGUUGGUGGACUUCCCUGGAAUUAUUAUUGCUACUUACUUAUUGAUUAAUUUUAGAAGAAAGCUUCCAUUGAUGCUUUCAUUUUUCGCUGGAGCCGUUUUGUGUACUGCACAACCAUUUCUGCCGACAGAUUUACCAUGGCUCUCAAUAUUGUUUUAUAUGGCUGGGAAACUGAUGUGUGCGUUCUUUUUCUACAUAACCUACGUUUACACUGCGGAACUUUUUCCGACGUAUACUAGAAACUCUAUGCACGCAUUGUGUUCUUCUAUCGGUCGUGUGGGCUCUAUAGUCGCACCACAAACGCCACUUCUGAGGGUGCACUGGGCUGGUUUGCCCUCGUUCGUUUUUGGCGUGGCAGCACUCAUCGCUGGGCUGUGCACGCUGCUGGUGCCCGAUGUAGCGGAAGAUGCGCUGCCCGACACCGUGCGCCAGGCUGAAGCUUUGGGCACAUCCAACAAGGCUGAGGUCGUUGUGGGCCAACGGGUUAAUACUCAAAGGCUUAGUUCUGUUGCCUAUGCAGUAGAAAAGAUACGCCAUAUGACAGAAGUAGAAAUUGCUAGAUGUAAAGAUGAUUUAGAAAAUAACACGCAUUGUAAACUGCUUAAUUCUUCACACGCGUGUUCAGAAUGGGUGUAUGAUGAUCCCGAUAGCUUUUUCGCGUAUAGGGUAUACUGGAAUGGCUUGCCCUCGUUCAUAUUUGGUGUGGCCGCGUUUACCGCUGGGCUGUCCACACUGCUGGUGCCCGACGUAGCCAACAACGUACUGCCUGACACCGUGCACUAG
Molecule: messenger RNA, 1794 nt
Organism: Pararge aegeria (speckled wood butterfly)
Lineage: Eukaryota; Metazoa; Arthropoda; Insecta; Lepidoptera; Nymphalidae
Product: organic cation transporter protein-like
Exons: 10
Coding region: 1-1794 (597 amino acids)
Biological process (GO): transmembrane transport
Cellular component (GO): membrane
Molecular function (GO): transmembrane transporter activity
Source: RefSeq, a predicted model, not a curated record